Messenger RNA from Nasonia vitripennis (jewel wasp), 5552 nucleotides. RefSeq lists its product as uncharacterized. The record is from RefSeq and is a predicted model, not a curated record. Gene Ontology annotation, molecular function: calcium ion binding. NCBI's taxonomy places the organism in Eukaryota, Metazoa, Arthropoda, Insecta, Hymenoptera, Pteromalidae. The transcript has 14 exons. Bases 1435 to 4959 code for a protein of 1174 amino acids.
GUAUGGUAAUAUUGUGUAGUCACGCGCGAGGGAAACAAACGUUGUAUCGUCGGCAUAAACGCGAUAACAUCCGGAGGAGGAUGAAUUCGGGAAGCGAAGCGACGACACGUCAAGUAUCAGCCGGGGGAGCCGGAAGAAGCUGAGUAUUUAAAAGACAGCGAUAAAGAUUAUCAGCGGCGACGUUCACUGACCGGCCUGCAGUGUACGCGAGUAUACAAAGUGCUGCUGCUGCUGCUGCUCCGUCCUCGCCAUCUAUAUACACAGCACAAGGAGCUGCAAGGAGUAAAGCUGCAAAGAAGCGGAAUUCAUAUAUACGCGAACAUCUGGAAGUCGACGCACCUGGCUAGCUCCCCGCGAUGGGCUUCGUCUCGCUUAUAAAGCAGCAGCGCACUCGGGCGCAGCAAGAAGAAGAAGAAGAAGAAGAAGCCGAGGAACGCGGACGAACAAAAACGGCCCUGCACCACCACGCCAGAAUCCAAGACAUAGAGCAAAUCCGAUUAACCAAGUGCAAGUCUCGUAAUUAAAAGGCCUCGGUACUAACCAUCUCUCUCUCUCUCUCUCUCUACUCGGAAGUACAUACCGGCGAUCCUGAAUCGGCACGCAAACGAUCGAGCAGCUCGACUCGCGAGUGGAAUCGCGGCAUUAAGUAUAGCUACACACACAAACACAGAGAGAGAGCCGUGAAACUCGAUCGAGGAGAGUAAGUAUAGGAAGCGGCGGCGGCAAAGAAAGUGGGAGAAGAGCGGCUCUCCUGGAGUAUGACCGAGAGCCAGUAGUCUUCACCUUGCACCGCGGCGAGUCAGUCUCGAGUGAACGACCGACCGGUAUCCACGCGCACGUACGUUCCCCUCCGUCUCUCGCAGCGUCGUACGCGUAUGCCAGUGAGAGACACGCACCAUGUGAGAGGAUCUUGAAAUCUGGAAGGAAGCUCCGCGCAGAAUCUGCCAUGGAGCCGGAGGACGAGUAAAUCAGCCGAGUGUCGAGUGUGAAGUAUAUAACAUACGAUAACGUCCUGCAGCAUUCAGUAGUGUGAAGCGAGAGUCAACAGCCCGCGCAAAAGUGGGUCAGUCGCGAGAGAAGAAGAAGAAGAAGAAGAAGAAGAAGACGAGGAGGAGAACGAAGAAAGAGGCUAUAUCCGCAGUCGCGAGUGCGUGGAAACGAAAAAAGGGGGCCGAUGACGAUGGGCGAGUUUCGUCGUCGGCAUCUCCGAUUCCGGCCUUAGCCUUGGCCCCAAGAUGGCGUCGUCCUUCGGCUAGAGAUCGCCCCCGCGGUCCUCCACCCCCUCCUCACGACCUCUUAUACCUGCAUCGAGAGACAGAGACCCACUGACUGAGUAGAGAAUCUUCUUUGGAGAAAAAAGUGCAACGAGAGAAACUGACCCUCCUGGUAGUAGCUGGUGAAAGGAAGAAAAAAAAAAAAAAAAAUCUGUCGGUCAUGGCGGGAUCGAAAGCUUCCGUCCUACUGACGUCCCUGGCAGCCUUAGCCUUCGUCGGGGUCCUGGGCAUCCAGAACGAGCAGACGAGGCUGAGGCUCGCCGAGUCCGAGCUGGGAGUCCAGCCGCCGAAUCCGAGCGUUCGAGCUAGCACCGACUCGGAGGAGCCGCAGAAUUUGGCGACCUCGAAUUUGGAAAGGACUCGGCUCGCUCCGAACCUCGAGAGCUCCAAGCGGCUGCUCGAAGACGACGAGCUCGAGCUGUUCGAGCCGACGGAGACGAGGUACGCAGCGAGAGACCAGUCGGCCGGUCUCGACGAGCCUAUCGACGCGCUCACCGCCUCGGCCAACCAGCUCGAUCAGAUCGACGGCAACCAGAUCGAAGUCAAGCCCGGCGAGUACUUCAGAAACAUCGUGCCGACGAAGAGUGAAAGCCUGUCGGGGGAAGCCCGAGGGGCUCCGCAGGUACCGCAUCGCCAUCCAGCCGGUCCCUCGUCGGAGCCCCGCGAACAAGCGCCGCGUCAAGCCCGACGCGAUCAGCCCUCCGCACGGAUCUUUAGCGAGCACGCGCCCACCGCCGCCCCGAGGCAGGCGAACCCCGAUAUCCAGGACAUCAUCACGGGUAUCGUGAAACUCCUCAACGGCAAGGUCAACGUCGCCGUCAACUCGGCCCGGCCCGUCAGACCGGUCCACACGACGCGCAUCAACAACCGCGGCCCGCCCGAGAUCAAGGACGCCCCGGUGCUGCCCUCGUACUUCGACAGCAUCACGCCCGGCAUGAACCCGCCGCCGCCGCCGUCCGAACAGCCCUCCACCUACGAGACGCCGCCUCCGGUCAGCCAGCCGGAGAUGCCGCCCGUCACUCCCUUCCUCCAGGGCAUACCGAUUCCCGAGGCGAUCGUGCCCCAGGUCAACCGGCCCUGGAACAGCCGGCCCUCCCGACCGGGCACGAGGCGACCGGUGCCGCCGUACAAGCCUCUGCCGAACAUCGCCGGCAGCAACGUCACGGCCUACGAGCAGAGCGAGUCGGACAAGGUCAACGCCGUGAUAGAUCUGCAGAACAAGAUCGAUCCCGACGAGAACCGGACGCGACUGACUUCCGAUCACGCGAACCACUCGGGCAACCACAGCAGGCAGCAGGUCAGUCCGACGCGCAAGUACCAGUCGACCCUCAAGACCGAUAACCCCGUGGCCGAGAACACGCUGGUGCUCGGCGGCGUGGCACCACAGCCGCUGCCGAUUCCCGAUUCCGGCGACGAGCCCGACAAGCAGAAGAUUUCGGCGACGAGCGCGAAACCCGUCUUCCAGACGACGCUGGGCGUCGAGACGAGCUCGUCGGUGCAGGUGAUCGCCACGACGUCCACCACGACGAUGCUGGAGCCGAGUUUACUACCGGUCAGUCACAGCGACUUCUCGGAAUCGUCGAGCAUCACCUCGAGCGAUGCCCCGGUGACCCUCGAGCCCAGCAGAACGUCCACGAGCAGCGUCGACCCGAGCUCGGGCCUGUCCACUCCGACCGAGGGACUGCUGUCGACCAGCCGGAUCAAGUCGACGAACUUGCCCCACAGACAGCCGGUUCAACCGAUCACCAGCUCCAUCACCUUCUCCAAGGCGCACAGUUCGGUUUACUCGUACCGACCGCGGCCAGGAAUAGUCCUGGACGACACUCUGGACUACGCGGGAGCCCAAGGAAUAGUCACCCAGAGGCCUUACGGUGGUCCGCCGCGACAUCCGAACCCGGACACGUUCGACGUCGUCGUGUCCGCUAUCCAAGGUCCCGGUGGCUCAGGCACGGGCGAGGUCAGAGUACCGGUGAACGGAGCCCACGCAGGCAGCGACGACAUCCUGACCUCGCCCGUCGAGGGUCAAGGCUUCGUCAGCAUCGACGGCAAGAGAACGUACUUGAACCUCUUCGACAACACCGAGGGAACAGCCUCGGCCAGCAAAGCUCACGUCCAGCCCACGAGGACCCAAAGCGCUCCUGUACACGGCACCGGUUUCGCUGUCCCGCAGACGGAUAACACAGCCAUCUCGCCGAGACCGAGCGCACCGGUAAAGAGACCGACGUUGUACAGAAGGCCGACCCAGCCGCCGGUCAGGAUAGACACCUGCAUCGUCGGCGACUCGAGCACCUGCGAUGCUAGUCAGCACGAGGCAUGCGCCACCGUUCAGGGCGUCUCGGCCUGCCACUGCAAACCUGGCUUCGCCAGGAAAACGCACACGGCGCCUUGCAAAAAAAUCGUUAGCAUUAUUCUUUCUAUUAGGGUUGAUAAGAUAUACGAUAAGACGAUAGUUUGGACUAAAGACCUUGGCGACAAGGACUCGGAUACUUAUCACACCUUGGCUUACGAGGCGAACGCAGCCAUUCAAUCGGCAAUGUCGAUGACUCCAUUUUUCGACGAGCACGUUGGGACGUCUAUUAACAACAUCUACCAAGGAGACGUGAGUCAAGGGCAGGGAGGCGUUUUCGUCAACGCCACCCUCAAGUUAGCCUACGAACCACGUACCGCUAGACCAACUCUGGCCGGAGAGCUACAGAAACAUCUCCUCGGAGUGAUUCAGAGGAGGUAUAACAAUAUCGGCAGCAGUGCGCUUUACGUCGAUAGCCCGGCUGGCUCGAUUUCUAAUUUGCAAGAUCUGGACGAAUGUGCCUCGUCCGAGCUGAACGACUGUCACUCGUCGGCGACGUGCACAAACACCUGGGGUGGUUUCAUUUGCACCUGCAACCCAGGUUUCAAAGACCCGCACAAGGGCGAUCAGAGCACCUCGGGAAGAAGCUGCCUGUCCUGUCCCAACUCGCACUGCAACAAUCGAGGAACUUGCUCGUAUCAAGGAGACCAGAUGCAAUGCUCGUGCACUGGAAACUACUACGGCGCUCAGUGCGAAGUAGACGGUGAAGUCCUUGGCGUGGCUAUCGGAGCCUCGGUUGCGGCCUUGAUUAUAAUAGUUUUAACCCUCGUGUGUCUCGUAAUGUGGAGUCGAAGAUGGUCUAGGGAGCAGAAAGCAAUGUCCCCGGUCUACGGAUACGUUCAGGGAGGUCUUCCGGGUACUCUGCCAGCUCGCGUAGGAUCGGUUGGAACGCUUGCUUCGGUCAAACAAGGACCUCCGACGAAUCUUCCUCCCUACAUGUGGGCCCAAGUCGCUGACCACUUGGCUACUGCCAAUGUCUACGCGACUGAGCCGAUGGGUCCAACGCGCCCGAGCUCGGCAAUGUUCGGUUAUCCAACUCUGAGUAUGCACGGCACUCUGCCACCGGUACCGCUACCGAGACUACAGGCUCCGCCUCGAGCUAGGCAAAGGCAUCAGCCCGAACCCGACAGUUCUGAUUCCGAACCUCAGGAUAAGGAUCGAGCUGACCUCAUACCUCAGAGCAGCUUCCAGGUGCCCAGACCCAAAUCCCGCUCUUCCUUGGCCAAUCAAAGCGGAAUUUACUACGACGUCGAGUAUGAUCAGGGGGAUGCUCGGCACUUGUCAAAGAACAACAUUCCGAUGUCCACGUACAGCAUGGCGCCCUAUUACCGAACGUGAUCGAUGAAAUCCUGUAUGAGGAUAAAAAUAUUAAAAGACUUUGACUGAAACCGAAAUAUUCGACUAUAUUCCAAACCGUUUGUCGUGUGUUAAUCGACGAGCUUGCCUAUCGUGCAAUAGGUUAAUAAUAAUUAUGAGAUUAAUUUUAAUCGAAAAUGCUAAUACGCGAAUUCAACGGGUGAAAAGUAUACUAAUAUAAAUAAAAGUUUAUAUUAAUUUUUUUUUUAGAAAAAUCAGUAUAAAUAAUUAAAUCCGGUGGUAGAGUAGAAAUGAAUCUCCAUUGUAUAAAACUUUAUAGAUACUUGAUAGAUACUAGAGAACAUUUUUCGAGAAGCAUUUCCGUGGUGAUGGCCCAAAGUGGAUCCUCUCUUUGAGCGUGUUUCUCGAAAAAUUAUGCAAAACUAAAGAGUGCAGCCAGUGCAUUUCCAGAAACUAAAAGAGACAAAUUAGAGUAAGGCUCACACGGCCAGAGGCUUUAUUAUUGACGCGUUCUCGUUGCGUGCGAAGCAAGUGACCUCGCAACACUGUAAUUAAUUAUCAUGUAAAAUAUAUAAUUUAAUGUUUGAACACAAUAUAAAUUUGAAACUUGAAAA